Molecule: messenger RNA, 957 nt
Organism: Triticum turgidum subsp. durum (durum wheat)
Lineage: Eukaryota; Viridiplantae; Streptophyta; Magnoliopsida; Poales; Poaceae
Source: the annotation of a GenBank genome assembly
AUGAACUGUAAUAGUACUGCAUCUCACUCAUUCAAAUACGUCACAGGAGCCCAAAAUGCAUGGGAUAUGCUGUCUGAGGAGCAAUCACAGAAACACAUCACUACUGGCUCUGGUGACCUGAACGGCAUACUUGGUGGAGGGAUUCAUUGUAAAGAAGUUACUGAGAUAGGUGGGGUUCCAGGAAUUGGUAAAACUCAACUGGGGAUUCAGCUAGCAAUCAACGUCCAAAUUCCCGUGGACUAUGGUGGCCUUGGCGGCAAAGCAAUUUAUAUUGAUACAGAGGGCAGUUUCAUGGUUGAACGCGUCUAUCAAAUUGCUGAAGGGUGUAUCAGUGACAUAAUGGAGUAUUUUCCAUGCCACCAUGACAAGUCGUCAUCUGGCCAAGAAAAUCUGCAGCCCGAGAGUUUCCUGGCAGGAAUCUACUACUUCCGAAUAUGCAGCUACACUGAACAGAUUGCGGUGAUAAACUAUCUGGAGAAAUUCCUCGGAGAACAUAAAGAUGUGAGAAUAGUUAUUAUUGAUAGUGUUACUUUCCACUUCCGACAAGAUUUUGAUGAUCUGGCUCUGAGGACUAGAGUGCUCAGUGGAUUAUCAUUGAAGUUGAUGAAGCUUUCAAAGUCAUAUAACUUGGCGGUUGUCUUGUUGAACCAAGUAACUACUAAAUUUACAGAAGGAUCAUUUCAGUUAACUCUUGCUCUAGUGACUGCAAGUCGACAGCAUCUCCGAAGGGGUUGGAUGUUAGCUCGCAAAAUUUCUUUUCCAAGUAGAAUUGCUGACAGUGACAGCUGGUCCCACUCGUGCACAAAUCGACUGAUUCUGUACUGGAAAGGGAACGAGCGGUGUGCAUACCUGGACAAGUCCCCUUCACUUCCUGUAGCUUCAACACCGUAUGCAGUGACAAGCAAAGGGGUGAGAGACGCUGGCAGUUCAAGCUGCAAGCGAGUUAGGGUAAUGUAG